Anopheles moucheti is the source of this 1485-nucleotide messenger RNA. RefSeq names its product cytochrome b5-related protein-like. Bases 1 to 1485 code for a protein of 494 amino acids. Gene Ontology annotation, cellular component: mitochondrion. Lineage: Eukaryota; Metazoa; Arthropoda; Insecta; Diptera; Culicidae. The transcript has 4 exons. Gene Ontology annotation, biological process: lipid metabolic process. The record is from RefSeq and is a predicted model, not a curated record.
AUGGCCGAAAGAUGCGAAGGAAAGUCAUCCCAUUUGUCAGCUGUUCAAGCAACCGCGGUAACGUAUGCGACGGACAUAACGUAUCGCUAUCCGACAUUUCGCGACGAACCUUUCAAGAGCGUGCACAACUGGCUAGAGGGCAGACGGUACGACGAUGGUGCCGAAGGUCUCUGGCGCAUCAACGAUGGUCUGUACGAUCUGGAAGAUUUUGCACGUACCCAUCCGGGCGGCGCCGAGUGGAUACGUUUAACGAAGGGAACCGACAUUACGGAAGCAUUCGAAACGCAUCACAUCAGCCGACGGGCGGAACAGAUGCUUCCGAAGUUCUAUGUUCGGCAGGCAGCGCAGCCACGGAACGUCAGGUUAACGUUUCAUGAGCAUGGAUUCUACCGAACGCUUAAGCGACGCAUUCGCAAGCAGCUUGACUAUGUGGAUCCCACACCAAAGGAACACUCACGUCGGAUAUUGGAUGCGCUGAUUGGAGCGGUACUGGUGACGGCUUAUCUGGCAGUGAGGCAUGAAAGUUUCACCAUUGGACUAGUUUGUGCCGUUUGCGUAAACGCAACCAUUAUUGCCGCACAUAACUUCCUGCACCAGCGGGACAACUGGCGCAUGUACGUUUUUAACAUCGCAUUUCUGAGUUAUCGGGAAUGGCGUGUGUCUCAUGUGAUGUCCCACCAUCUGUACCCGAACUCAGUGCUCGAUAUGGAAAUUUCUUCGUUCGAACCCUUCCUGUGCUACUUACCGUGGGCGGAUCUCAAGAACAGCUUCCAGCGUUACGGCUCCUGGUUUUAUGGGCCGUUCAUAUAUGGAUCGAUCUUCCUCAGCGAGUAUCUUAAGCGACUGAUGGAGAGCUUCAGUCAGGGAAAGAACCGAUUCCACUUGGAUGACAUCGUCCCGUUUGUGAUACCUGCGUUCUUGUGCGCUAUCAAUCCGGAUCGGAUCCAAGUGAUUCUACAGAUGUGGUUGUUUGUGGUGCUGAUGGCUAGUUUCUUCUUCGGUCUGAUCGGAUUAAGCGCUGGCCAUCAUCAUCCGAAAGCGCUACACUCCGGUGAUUUGUUUCCCAAUGACAUCGAUUUCGGACUGUACCAGAUGGCAACGAUUGUCGAGCGGCGAGGCGUCGAAGGAUCUUUGCUGAAGGUGAUAACCACCUUCGGGGAUCACUAUUUGCACCACCUGUUUCCAACACUUGAUCAUGCGAUCUUGCCACAGUUGAACGGUGUGUUUCUCGCGACCUGUCACGAAUUUGAUGUUGGUAAGCGAUGCAGUUCUUGGUUUUCGCAGUAUCUUGCUCAAAAUUUGCAGCUUGCUCGUGUGCACGCCAAGCAGUACCAACCACAAAAGUCGCAGAAAAAAGCCAAACCGAAAAUGGAUAGGGUGAAUAGUACCGUAAAUAGCGGACGUAAAACAUUCCUGUCAACGCGUUGUAACAAAUCAACAAAAGAAUUGAUGGAUUGCAAUUUACGGAAAAUAGCUCUUAGAUAG